AUGGCGAGAUCCACGGCGCUUUCGCUCUGUUUCGUCUCUGCGUUUGUCGCUGGCGUGUUUUCGCAGAACUGCAUCGGCAGCACUGGGCCCAAAAUCUACGAGGCGGAAAAUGGUGUCCUCUCUGGAACGAGGGUCGACACGGCUCAGACUGGCUUCACAGGCACCGGCUACGUGACUGGCUUCGAAGAUGCCACCGACAAACUCACCAUCAACGUUGACUGCCAGGGUGAAGGCCAAAAACUUUUCGACCUUAGCAUUAGAUAUGCUGGUAUCUAUGGCGAGAAGCGCACGAACGUAAUCCUCAACGGCGGUGCUGCCAGCGAGGUGCUAUUGACUGCCGGUGAGACCUGGGCCACUGCCAAUGCCGGUCAAGUGUUGCUCAACGAGGGUAGCAACACAAUUGACAUCGUAACCAACUGGGGAUGGUUAGUACCAAGACAUGGAGUCUACAUACGCAGCUCAUCAUUGACGCCGUACAGGUACCUCAUUGACUCGAUUACUCUCACGGCGACUGAGCCCCGCGGACCUCACAACAUCAACACUGCUCUUGUCAACUCGAAUGCCAACGCUGACGCAAAUGCCCUCUACACAUACCUCCGCUCCAUCUAUGGCAAGAACAUCUUGUCCGGCCAGCAGGAGCUUUCCUACUCCAACUGGAUCAACGACCUGAUCGGUAAGCUGCCCGCACUCGUCAGUGUCGACCUGAUGGACUACUCCCCUAGCCGUGUUGAGCGCGGUACCGUCGGCACUGCCGUCGAAGAGGCCAUCACGCACCACGAGCGCGGCGGUAUCGUCUCGGUUCUCUGGCACUGGAACGCGCCCACUGGCCUCUAUGAUACCGAGGAGAACAAGUGGUGGAGCGGCUUCUACACCCGCGCCACAGACUUUGACGUCUCGACCGCUCUUGCCGACACCACCAACGCCAACUACACCCUCAUCAUCCGCGAUAUCGACGCCAUCGCUGUCCAGCUGAAGAGGCUACAGGACGCCGGUGUACCCGUUCUCUGGCGUCCUCUGCAUGAAGCUGAAGGACAAUGGUUCUGGUGGGGAGCUAAAUCGCCUGAGGCGUGCAAGAAGCUCUGGGCUCUGCUGUACGACCGUCUUACCAACCAUCACGAACUUAACAAUCUCAUUUGGAUAUGGAACUCGAUUGCUGCGGACUGGUACCCGGGCGAUGACACUGUUGACAUUCUCAGCGCCGAUGUGUAUGCGCAGGGCCACGGACCCAUGACGACUCAGUACAACGACCUCAUUACCCUCGGCCAGGACAAGAAGCUUAUUGCCGCGACCGAAGUCGGCAGCGCCCCCUUCCCUGAUCUCCUGCAGGCGUACGAGGCCCACUGGCUGUACUUCUGUGUCUGGGGCGACACUUUCAUCAACAACGCUGAGUGGAACAGCAUCGACGAUCUGAAGAAGAUAUAUGAGAGCGAGUACGUCCUCACUCUUGACGAAAUCCAGGAGUGGAGAGGCUGA
Molecule: messenger RNA, 1473 nt
Organism: Colletotrichum spaethianum
Lineage: Eukaryota; Fungi; Ascomycota; Sordariomycetes; Glomerellales; Glomerellaceae
Product: mannan endo-1,4-beta-mannosidase
Exons: 4
Coding region: 1-1473 (490 amino acids)
Biological process (GO): substituted mannan metabolic process
Molecular function (GO): carbohydrate binding; mannan endo-1,4-beta-mannosidase activity
Source: RefSeq, a predicted model, not a curated record